AUGAAACUACCGCAAACAGAUUCAUCCCGCAUCCAGAAAGAGGAUGCGGAACGGGUGACGGAAAGUAAAGCUGGCUCUGACAUAACCGUUAAGACGGAGGAUUCUACUACACUUCCAAAGACAGAAGAAUUGCCAACGGAACCGAUAGAAAUUAACGAACAGACUGACCAGCCAACAGAUCUGAAAACAACCGAAUCGGGUAGUGAGUCGAAACCCGGCAAAGCGGAACCGCCCUUGGUGAUUCGACCUCCGAAACCAACAACCACACCAACCGCGGAACCCCAAAGACCCAUUGUUCAAGUGAACAGACCGGAACCAAUGCAACAUAGCACGAACAAAAGUGUUAUCCUCGUUCAAAAUGUGAUCUCCCCUCAGACCAAUGUGUCUUAUCCACAUCCAUUCCGUCCGGUGGGCAGUUCCAUACCGCAUUCAAUUGGCACCCAGUUUCGUCCCGUGGAUAUCACGCAGACCAAAGUGGGACAAGAAACACUGCGACGCAAUCCGCUGAUUCGUGAUGAUCAAACUGGAGGAAGAACACGUGAGUCUCCUAGUGACACUAUUAGAACAUUGAAGAAAAUCUGUUUGAUAUUUGAUGAGCACAUUUUUUGGCACAGCAGCUGUUCUAAUGAACUGGUGUUCCGGAAACAUUUGUCUCAGUACUUUUCAUAA
Molecule: messenger RNA, 669 nt
Organism: Echinostoma caproni
Lineage: Eukaryota; Metazoa; Platyhelminthes; Trematoda; Plagiorchiida; Echinostomatidae
Source: the annotation of a GenBank genome assembly